This is a messenger RNA of Trematosphaeria pertusa, 585 nucleotides long. RefSeq lists its product as uncharacterized. NCBI's taxonomy places the organism in Eukaryota, Fungi, Ascomycota, Dothideomycetes, Pleosporales, Trematosphaeriaceae. The coding region runs from base 93 to 470 and encodes 125 amino acids. The transcript has a single exon. The record is from RefSeq and is a predicted model, not a curated record.
CGGCGGGGAGUGGGUGUUUGGGCAGCGCGGGGGAUACGCACUUGUAGUGAAAGGAGCUGGCAGAGGCGGGGGGUUCGUUUUGGCUGGUGGUGAUGAUGGGCUUCAGGUCCUUCUUCUGGCGCUUCUUGUUGCCCCCGUUCCCGUUCGCGGCCUGCGCGACCUGCUUCGCCUUGUUGAUGGCGGCCUUUUUGAUGGUGUCGGCGCCAUUCAUCAUGGCUUCCCCGCCGCAAGCGCACUGGGCUCAGAGAGGGCGUCGAGGGGUGCUGCGAUGCGGUCAGGCGCUCGGGACGCGUCGGGCUGCUGGGCUCAUGGGUGUCGGCGAGGGCAGGCGUCGAAGAGGGAAGAGGCGAGAGGCAAGGCCAGCGCAAGCGGCCGUCGUAGCACUGCGCUGCGAUUUCUCAAUUGCUGGAGAUCGGCUUAGGCGCUCGUCUCGUCGGGCCUAUCCUAGCACGCCCGGCCCCUGGCUGUGAUUGGGCGGCGCGCUGGGGCGUUGCUGCGCUCGGUGCGGGUGUCGGCGGCCGUGGGCACGGCGUUUGCGCGAGGAUUGCGAGGAUUGCGGGCGAGGGAGGGUGCGCGCUGGAGGGC